Molecule: messenger RNA, 1576 nt
Organism: Beta vulgaris subsp. vulgaris (sugar beet)
Lineage: Eukaryota; Viridiplantae; Streptophyta; Magnoliopsida; Caryophyllales; Amaranthaceae
Product: thioredoxin-like 1-2, chloroplastic
Exons: 4
Coding region: 509-1315 (268 amino acids)
Biological process (GO): cell redox homeostasis
Source: RefSeq, a predicted model, not a curated record
AUCCAUCCAAAUAUUUCAAUCCACUUGCCACAUCACAUACUGCUCACUAUUCGUUGUAAAUCAUUUUCAACAUCCGUAUUUUUCAGUUUUUUUAUAUUUGGAUAAUACAUAGAAAUAUUUCUUGGAUAAAGUUAUACUUAUACCCACCAACUUUUCGACCCCCACCAUUAUAUUUGGUUUUUCUCUUCUUAUUUCAUCUUCCUCAUCGUUUUUCCAUCACAAGUUCAAAUCUUUUUUUUUUCUCUUCGUUUUUCUUCAAAUUCUCUCACAAAUUCUGAACUGGGUUUUCCAUUAAUUUCCAAUUUUUCCCUUUUUUAAGCUUUCAAAGUUCGAAAUUUGAUAAAAAAAAAUUAGGUCCAAAGAAGAAAAAAAAAGACCUUUAUUUUGUUCCAUUAUUGCGCUUUUUGAUCUAAAAGUUCAAGUGGGUCUAACUUAAAAGUGCCAUAUAAUCCAUAAAAAUAACACUAUUUUUCUGGGUUUUUAUUAAAUUUUCUUGCUUUCUUCAAUAAUGGCUUGCUGUUCUAUGAAACCUGGUGUAUCUAUUUCUGGGUACAAUGAAACCACCAUUGUUAAACCCAAAACAACUCAACAAUUUUCUCUCUCCUCUAAAUUUUAUGACCCAAAAACCAAAGAUCAUGCAGAUUUGAGUUGCCAAUUUAUGGGACAGACUCUUGUUGUUUCAGAUCAGAAAAAACUACCUCUUUCCCCUGCCAAAUUUUAUGUUCAGGCACAAUCAUCAUAUUGUGUAAGUAAAGCUCUUAGAUGGUGGGAAAAGACAUUAAUGCCCAACAUGUUAGAGAUCCACUCAGCACAACAACUUGUUGAUGAAUUAAAAUCUGCUGGUGAUAAACUUGUUAUCAUUGAUUUUUAUUCUCCUGGUUGUGGUGGUUGCAAAUCCCUUCAUCCCAAGAUAUGUCAGUUGGCUGAAUCAAACCCAGAUGCAAUUUUCCUGAAAGUUAAUUAUGAGGAGCUGAAACCAAUGUGUCAUGCACUGCAUAUUCAUGUUCUGCCCUUUUUUAGGUUUUAUAGAGGGGCAGAAGGCCGCGUCUGCAGUUUCAGCUGCACUAUUUCAACUAUUAAGAAAUUUAAAGAUGCAUUGGCAAAGCACAAUACAGAAAGAUAUUGUAGCCUUGGACCAGCAAAGGGGCUAGAUGAAUCUGAGAUGAUGAAAUUAGCAUCAAUUGGUGAAUUAUCGCAAAAAUCACGAGUACCGACAUCGAUUAGCAAUGGAUUAUUAGAGGAAUUGAUUUUUGACAAGAUUGAUAUCUCUAAUCCAUUGAAUGUAGCAGAAAAUAAUGUAAUGUUGGUAACAUAAUUUGGUACAAAAUUGUUAGUUGAUUGAGUGAUGGAGAUAAGCUAUGCUCCAUGAUAUCCAUUAGGGUUGGCAUUUUUUGGCUUUAUGUUUCUUUUCUUUUUGUUUUUUAGAUGUAAAUAUUUGUUAGGUUUGCUAUUGGAGGAAUGGGGUUCUGGUUUUUUUUAUUGAUCCCUAUUAGAUUGAUCAAGAUUAUGCGUAUUUGUAUUUAUAUUAUGAUUUGGAUGAGAUGAAACAAAAAAUACACAUGAUCAUAUUCAGGUA